Molecule: messenger RNA, 1172 nt
Organism: Blepharisma stoltei
Lineage: Eukaryota; Ciliophora; Heterotrichea; Heterotrichida; Blepharismidae
Source: the annotation of a GenBank genome assembly
AUGGAUAAAUUAUCUGCUCUAAAACAAGCUCUUGAAGCAGAACGAAAGAAAAAUCAAGACUUACAAGAGCAACUUAAGCUCAAAGAUAUAGAAAACGAUCUCUAUGUAAAUCCCACGCAGAAAAAGCAACUUCUGGAAGGCUCCCCCCAGCAAGUCUCCAGCAUCAGACGUCCAAGUGUAACAAAAAGAGUAUAUUCUAUUAAGGAGCAAGAAGCUUUCAUCCAAUCAGUGGAACGUGAAGAAGAAAACAUCACAAACAGGCUUCAAAAAUCCUUCAAAACUUUACUUCGAGAAAAAAUCGAUCUUGAAAACACGCUAGAACAAGAGCAAGAAUUUAUUGUGAAUACAAUGAGUAAGCAGCUAGCACAAGCAAUAGGCCAGAAACUGUAGAAAUUAUAUAGAGAGCUUAAAAAGAAAGUAGAAGCACAAAUCAGGUCAAGAUCACCUUCUGAUGUCGACCUAUCUAAAGAGGCUGAGUUUGCAGCUGAAGAAUUUAAUUCUAGCUUUAGCAGUGACAGUGAAAGCAGUAGAGAAAGUAUCGGAAUCGAGGAAAAAAGAAAAAUGAAGGCAUUGGAAGCUGAGUUAAAUUACAUAAAACAACAGAUUGAUUUAGCAAAAAAUGAUAUAAAAAAAUACAAAAAUUUGUACAUCACAAUGAUGGAAAAUCAGCAAAGGUUGGUUAAAGAAAAUUUUUUACUUACUCCCCUCCUCCCUCCGUGGGCGAACAAAAAUUUUGUUCGCUCAUAUAUGGAUGCUAAUUUUUUUUAAAAUUUAUAAAUUUAUUCCGAAAUUUAAAAUUAAUUUAACUUGUAAAAUUAUGUUUAAAAAAAAUUAAAAAACGAAAGCUGCUUAAAUCUUAACAGAAUUAAAAGCAGUUUUCAUUAUAUAAUUAUUAUUUAUAUAUCAAAAUAUUUUUUCAUAAAAAAAUUUUUAUAUUAAAAAAAUGUUUUGCUCGAUCACAGGGUAGGCUUGCUUGCAAAAACGGAGGGGGAGUCAGCAAGAAAUUGGGAGGAAGUGAAGGAGAGCCCGAUGACAUUGACAUUAGGAGCGAUAUUUCGUGUGGAAGUCUUUCCAGUAGAAGUUUAGGAAACUAUUUGGAAUUUCGCUCUGAGUCUAAUACUCCGCACAGCUAUUCACGAGAGGCAAGUAGCACUCCAAAGAGGAAAAGGUAA